Hibiscus syriacus is the source of this 862-nucleotide messenger RNA. RefSeq names its product ras-related protein RABC2a-like. The transcript has 6 exons. The coding region runs from base 100 to 726 and encodes 208 amino acids. Gene Ontology annotation, molecular function: GTP binding; GTPase activity. The record is from RefSeq and is a predicted model, not a curated record. NCBI's taxonomy places the organism in Eukaryota, Viridiplantae, Streptophyta, Magnoliopsida, Malvales, Malvaceae.
UCAUUGUACUUCGGAGAAAACCAAGUCAUUCAUUUCAUACCCCCAAAGACUCUUUUUCUAAACAAAAAUUGGAGAUUGUUCUUCAUUGAUACAAUCGAAAUGGGAUCAUCAACGGGUGAAAGCUAUGAUCUUUCGUUCAAGAUCUUGUUGACCGGAGACGCGGGUGUGGGCAAAAGUAGUUUGCUCGUCCGCUUCGUUUCAGCUGCUUGGGAGGAUACAGCUCCCACCAUUGGUGUGGAUUUUAUGAUCAAGUUGUUAACGGUUGGUGGCAAGAGGUUAAAGCUUACUAUUUGGGAUACUGCUGGACAGGAAAGGUUCCGAGCAAUGAAAAGCUCAUACUAUAGAGGCGCCCAAGGGAUCAUAUUUGUUUAUGAUGUAACACGGCGAGAAACGUUAACGAAUUUGUCCGAUUUUUGGGCCAACGAAGUGGAGCUCUAUGCUACCAAUCAAGACUGUGUCAAGAUACUCGUCGGAAACAAAGUCGAUCUAGAUUCCGAAAGGGCCGUAAGUAGAGAAGAGGGGAUGGAGCUUGCAAAGGAGCUUGGAUGCUCGUUCAUUGAAUGCAGUGCCAAAACAAGAGUAAACGUGGAUCAAUGCUUUGAAGAGCUUGCACUCAAGAUUAUGGAAGUUCCAAGUCUUUCGGAAGAAGGGUCCACCGUCGGAAAAGGAAACAUCCCAAAGCAAGAGUACAAUGCGCCUCCUGCCGGAGGAGGCUGUUGUUCUUAAAUUACAGCAAUCCAGAGGCUUCAACAUUAAAGAAGAAUGACUCAUAACAUAUAUAUACAGAAAUGGCAGCCAUGUUUAUGGCUUUUCAAGCUACCUUUGACAGAUUGUGAAGAGAUCAUGCAUGUAUUAUAUAUAU